This is a messenger RNA of Pristis pectinata (smalltooth sawfish), 3193 nucleotides long. RefSeq names its product spermatogenesis associated 2-like (gene spata2l). Gene Ontology annotation, cellular component: cytoplasm. The record is from RefSeq and is a predicted model, not a curated record. Bases 121 to 1464 code for a protein of 447 amino acids. The transcript has 3 exons. Lineage: Eukaryota; Metazoa; Chordata; Chondrichthyes; Rhinopristiformes; Pristidae.
AUUACGGGGAGAAGCACUUUCAGCAGCUUCGUUGAACGCUUCUGGUUCGUUCAGAAGUUGUGUUUGGUGAUUCCUUCCUCUUCAGUUGAGGCUAGAACUGUGAGGGGGGUCACCUGCAGAAUGACCACUGGACUGCAAUGUUUUUUUGAACAAUACAAGAAGUUUUGUGAAGAUUCGUCUUUGGGACACAAUGGAAUUUGCCAUGAUAAAGAAUUAAAAGAACUAAUCAAACAAUGGUUAAUAAAAAGGGGUGCAGAUUUGGCCACCUUGCUGUGGGUUGAUGUGCAUGAAAUUAUUGCCACAUCCCUGCAAAGGUCACAGAAUUACCCAAAUAUAUUCAAGAAGCUGAUUGGGGCUUUUGAACUAUUGGAAAUGGCUGCUGUCAACCUCUUUCUGUACCCCUGGAGAAAAGAGUUCAGAACAAUAAAAACUUUUUCAGGAGCCUAUGUGUACCACCUAAAACCUACAAUCUGUAAUGAAGACCUUGUAAGAAUUUUUAAGAAAAUGGGCUACAAGCUGAAGAAUAACCUUGAACUUGAAAUGAAGGAUCUUCCAGAUUCUUUGCAAUUGAGCAGGCUAGCGUUUGACUUCUUUGUUGCAAGAAUUGAAUGUGAAAUCUUGUUGGAAGUAGUGGGAAAACUUGACCACUAUAAGAUUUCAGUUAAAGAAUUACUUUGGGAAAGAAAAUUAAUGAUCAGUGUUGAUAGUUGUGUGGAAAAGCUAAACCUGACCUAUUCUGCUGCUGAGACCGAGAGAGAAAAUCAAUUCAAAAGAACACUGCCAUCUUUCUACACUGCAGAAGAUAUUGAUGUGGAUUUAAGACCUAAUUCUAAUGCAAAUAAUCAAACCAGUUCUUCUUCCCAGUGGGAAUACAAUGGAAGUACAAUCCCAUUGGCAAUGAAUGGACUGUACAGGUCUUCCAGUAGUGAUCAGUAUAAGGAUGAUACUUGCAGCAAACACAUUACUGGAAUCCCUGGUACUGAGUGUAUUCCUCCUUUGAACAUUAAUGACUGUAAACUGGAGGAAUCUCAAGGUCUACCUAAAAACAGACCUGAGUUAAAUUCUAUUAGUAACUUCCAUACAGCUCGAAAUGGUUUGGAUCUGAAAAAUUACAGAUUGCAUUACUGCCUUGCUGGUGGUGAAUCAGUUCGCUACUGUUGUGAAACAUGUUGCACAGCUCAUAGCAUUUCAUGUGACAGUAUGAAAAAUUGUACAGGUCAUCCUUUCACAUUUUUUGACGGUGAAAACUCUGUUUAUCCCCAACAGGCUGAAGCUGCAUGUGAUAACCUGGGCCAAUCAUCACAUGCAAGUAUAUUAAAAAUAGAUCCAGCCUGUGUGAUUUGUUACGAUUUACCAACACAUAUCUGUAAUGAAUGUGGCAUGUGUAUGUGUUCAUACUGUGGUUACAGAUGUGAACUAGCGUGUAAGAAAUGUGACAAAAUGCUUAAUAAGUUCAAACCCUGAUUAUUUUUGACACCCAUUACCAGUUUAUGGUGAAAACUGAACGGCUUGCAAAAAAGUGAGUUAUGUGAUGGAUCAGUAAAAUAGUGGCUCUUUGUAUAAUUAUUGCUUCUGAAAACAUUUUGAUUGUAAUGUAUUCUCUUAUAUUAAUAAAAAUUGUUGUCUCUGAUCAGAUAUUUUCCAAACUUGAAUAAACGAUUGUCAUUUUGUAUUAAGCUGUUUGAAUCUGGAAGUGCCUGAUACUUAUGGCAAUGUGCAGAGUCAAAUUUUACAAGUUUUAAUAUUGGUUGUUUGGGAUAACUUAUUGGGGGAGGGGGAGGGGAAAGAGAAUUAAAAUCUACAGCUCUUCUCCUUUUGGGUCAAUUCCUCUUUUAGAUUUCCCAAAUGUAAAUACAGUUAACUGUGUGUGAGUACAGCAGUCAUAUCCACAAGCAACUGAUAUUAGAACAAGGAAGAAAUAUUAUGUGCAUAGUAAACAUGACUUUAGAGCUUCAAAAAGAUAUUGUUGGCCUAAAAUCUCAUUGCUUUUAGAUGGAACUUCUGAUGACAUCAUGGUUCUAUGAUUAAUUCUGAUCACUGCAAUGGUAUACAGUGAGAAGGGAAUCACUGACAGCAGCUUCUAGCUCUCCCUCAUUCUGAGGGUGUACAGGCUGCACCUGUUCUUGUCAUGUUUACACAGUAAAACCUGAGGAUCUCUGACAAUUUUGCCAAUAUUUGCUCUUGUCUGGUGUCUUUCAAGCUGCCACUGCUCAUCCUUUCCUGAAACUUCCAUGCUUUCUUUCCUCUAACUCUACUAAAAUAGUGGCUCUUUGUAAAAUUGUUGCUUCUGAAAACAUUUUGACUGUAAUGUAUUUUCUUAUUUUAAUAUAAGAAUUGAUGUUUGGUAUCAAAAGAACCUGUUCCAAACUCAUUGGACUUUAAGUGAGAUUUGUCACCCAUCAUCCCAACCAGGGUUUCAGCAACCUGUGCUUCUGUUUUGGCACAAAUCCAAAUUUGAGGUACCAACAGUAGUUGGUACUGUUUAAACGCCAACAGUAACAGAAUUCAUUCAUUUUGACAGCCACACAUUUUAAUAGUAACUAUGAUUGAUUUCCUUCUGGAAAGAACAUUUAGAAGCAGUAGUAGUUCUGUACCUGUUCUGCUGGUUGGUCACUUUAAGAACCUGAUACUGUAUGUUUCCCUUGAUUUUAAUCUGCCUCAAAUGUACUCAGUAACUGAGCCCCUAAAGAAAAUAGAGAAUUCUAAAGAUUCACUGCUUUCUCUAGGUGAAGAAAUUUCUUCUUGCUUGCCUAGAAUGGCUGAUCCUUGGGAAUUUUGACUUUUGGUUCUAGACACCCCGGCCAGGAGAAGCAUCAUCUUGUAUCCAUCCUGCCAAACCUUGUAAACAUUUUCUUUCAUUGAAAUCACCAUUCAUUCUUCUAAUCUUUCCUUGCAGGAUUAUCCCAGAAAUCAAUCUGAUAAACCUUUGACAUUCUCUCUAUUGCAAGUAUACCCCUCCUUUUUGGGUAAGGAGACCAGGCUGGUAAUGGUCUGUUGAGGCUAUAUAGAAUUGGUGUGAGAGGUUUUUACUGUUGUCCUUAAAUCCUUUUGCAAUAAGAGCCAAUGUGGCAAUUGCAUUCCUAAUUAAUUGUUGUAACUGUGCAUUAAUUUUCAGUGAUUCCUAUACAAGGAAGCCUGGGACCCUCUGAACCACACCUUUUCAAUCUCUUGUCAUUUUUUAAAAAAAUACUGC